AUGAAAAACGAGCCAGGGGAAGUUUCGGUCGUUCUGCUUUCACUGUUGGCACUUGUCCAACUGUUUUCACCUGGUAGAACAACAACCUCAAGGGAUAGUCUAGCUCAAGCAAUGGAAUACAACGUUGGAGACGUUGUACGAUGUACAUGGGGAACGAAACCGGUUGAAUACGAAGCGAAGAUUAUUCACGUCAAUUCUGCAUCGAGAGAGUACUUCGUUCAUUAUCAAGGAUGGAACAAGCGCUACGAUGAAUGGAUUUCUGAGAAAUCCAUAAUUGGAGCGUCAAGAAAAAAGCAGUCAACUCCGCUGCGCUAUGAUACGCCAAAAGUUCGCCAUUCAAGAAGAGAAAAGAAGCUGAAGAAGCCAAUUGACUGGUCACCAACUUCGAGUGCUUCAGCAGCGCUUGCUGCAGAAAAAUCUGCUGUGGAAAGAGAGCAGAAUAAGCAUCAUGUUCCCAUUACAAAACGAAGGCAUUCACCUGCUGUUUCAAAAGCUAUCAAGACGCUGCCGGCUUUACCAGUAGUAGCAACUGUUGAUGAUAUGGCCGAAGAAAGUGUCACCAGCGAUGAGGAGGAUGGGGGUGAUGAUGCAUUGCCACGAUCCUACAUCGAUGUUCUAGCCAAAGAAAAGAAGCGAGCAGAAAAGGAGAGUCAAAGGAAAGCCUCUCCCGAAACAACACAACAACACACAGAUCCGCUAAAAAUACAAGUAAGCUGA
Cooperia oncophora is the source of this 717-nucleotide messenger RNA. The record is from the annotation of a GenBank genome assembly. Lineage: Eukaryota; Metazoa; Nematoda; Chromadorea; Rhabditida; Trichostrongylidae.